Marchantia polymorpha subsp. ruderalis is the source of this 1693-nucleotide messenger RNA. NCBI's taxonomy places the organism in Eukaryota, Viridiplantae, Streptophyta, Marchantiopsida, Marchantiales, Marchantiaceae. The record is from the annotation of a GenBank genome assembly.
CGAAGUGGGCGAAGGGUCUGUUCCGAUGGAUCUUGACCGUCUGCACGAAAUUUUCGUUUACACGAAAAUGAAAUCCGGAAAAUCGCAGUAGCCGGAAAACAUGGAUUUAGAAUCGUCGAAUUCCUCAGUCGUUGGAAUGACUGUCUCUUGAUUCAUCGGGAGGUUGUUCUUUGGACGUGUAUGGCCACUGCGCGCGGAUUGCGCUCGACGAUCUGUUGUUGCUCUGGGGGAGGCAAGACAUGUGACAUUGUGAGAGAGAUUGAUUUUCUGCGCGUAUCACGUCCCCCGAUUGCCGGAGUCGGGACCCACCAGGAGGAGUUCGCUCUCAUCGCUCUGUUUUGCACUUUGAGGUGCACGAUGAUUGUCAGGGGCUGUGGCGAGAGAGCGCAGCAGCAGCAGCAGUGCGUUGGUUAAUUCUCAUAUUUGCUCUCGCUUCCGCUUGGGAGUCGCUUUGCUCAAUGCAACUCGCUCUGUCACGUGGGUGUAGCUGAGAAGACGAGUGUCGACGAUGGGGGCUACUUCCGAGUUCUACAAUGAAUUGAAGGCCGCGGAGCCGUUUUUCAUCUUGGCAGGACCGAAUGUGAUAGAGUCAGCGGAUCACGUCAUGAAAAUGGCACGACAGAUCAAGUCUGUGACCGAUGAGCUCGGCCUGAAGCUAGUUUUCAAGUCCAGUUUCGACAAAGCGAAUCGAACUUCGAUGAAUUCCUUUCGAGGCCCUGGUUUAGAAGAGGGUUUGAAGAUUUUGGAACGAGUCAAGAUCACAUAUGACCUGCCUAUAGUCACAGAUGUGCAUGAGACAUCUCAGUGUGAAGCAGUCGGAAGAAUUGCAGAUAUUUUGCAGAUUCCAGCUUUCCUUUGCCGCCAGACAGACCUGUUGGUGGCAGCAGCGAAAACUGGGAAGGUAAUCAACAUAAAGAAAGGACAAAUGUGCGCUUCUUCUGUUAUGGUAAAUUCAGCGUUUAAAGUCCGAACGUCGGGAAAUCCAAAUGUGAUGGUCUGUGAACGAGGCACGAUGUUUGGAUACAACGACCUCAUUGUGGAUCCGAGAAAUCUCGAGUGGAUGAGAGAAGCGAACUGUCCCGUGGUUGCCGAUAUCACUCACUCCUUACAACAACCAGCGGGCAGGAAGAUCGAGGGAGGAGGAGUAGCUAGCGGAGGUCUCCGUGAACUCAUCCCUUGUGUUGCAAGAACAUGUGUAGCGGUUGGUAUUGAUGGUAUCUUCAUGGAGGUACACGACAACCCUUUACAAGCGCCUGUUGAUGGUCCAACUCAAUGGCCGUUACGGAACUUGAAGUCGCUUCUGGAGGAAUUAGUUGCCAUUGGGAGAGUAACUAAAGGAAAGCAGCAAUAUAACGUUGACCUCACCCCUGUCUUAGAAGACUUCUAAGAUCGCUACUAGAUGCAGAGCUGAUUCAGCUGGCAGAUUGAGAAUUUUGACAUUGCGGGACCAUCUUCCCAUUAUUCACCAAUAUCUAUUCGUCCAAAGUUUUGUAGGCAUUAGUCAAUGGAUCAUCCCUUUGAAGAUAUGAGAGUAAGCAAACAGGCUGCCUGUCUGAACCUAGGCUGCAAAAGGAAGUUGUUGCAAAAUGCAGCUGCUCAUCAAGUUACCGGAGACUUUCAAAAGUAGGAUAGAAUAGCGUGGUCUGUAACGGGAUUCUUUGUGGAAUUCGGCAAUAAAUAAGUAACAAUUUCA